AUGCUACCAGAAGACGAGGGGCUGGUACUUCGUAUUUGCAUCGCACAUCCAGCGAGCAUGGAUCGCUCCGGCUCUAUUGGCAACAACAGCUUCUUGCGAGCCCACUUGUGCCCCGCCGGCACGUUUUGGAUCGUCGAGGGCUCCGGAGUGGAGGCUGCCUGCAAAGGACGUGUGCGUUUGGCACGACGUGCCAGGACGGGCACCGAGGGCCUGGUAAAUGCCUCCUCAUCGCUGUGGAAAAUCCCUGGAGGACCCAUCUCCCCGUCGCCGCACCAGGGCAUCAUCGUCACGGCCGACCAGCAUCCAUAG
Purpureocillium takamizusanense is the source of this 309-nucleotide messenger RNA. RefSeq lists its product as uncharacterized. Lineage: Eukaryota; Fungi; Ascomycota; Sordariomycetes; Hypocreales; Ophiocordycipitaceae. The record is from RefSeq and is a predicted model, not a curated record. The transcript has a single exon. The coding region runs from base 1 to 309 and encodes 102 amino acids.